Molecule: messenger RNA, 686 nt
Organism: Hypoxylon trugodes
Lineage: Eukaryota; Fungi; Ascomycota; Sordariomycetes; Xylariales; Hypoxylaceae
Product: putative 60S ribosomal protein L26-1
Exons: 3
Coding region: 115-528 (137 amino acids)
Biological process (GO): ribosomal large subunit biogenesis; cytoplasmic translation
Cellular component (GO): cytosolic large ribosomal subunit; ribosome
Molecular function (GO): structural constituent of ribosome; RNA binding
Source: RefSeq, a predicted model, not a curated record
UCUCGUUCAAUUUCAUCUUUUUACAAACCGUGAACCUCUGCCAAUUUUUUUCAAUUCCCCUUCGUCUUUCCGGAAAUUCGACAACUCCCUCAUCACCCAACACCAACCGACAAAAUGACGAAGGUAAACUCAGGUAUCGCCAGCUCGCGACGAAAGUCGAGAAAGGCGCACUUCAGCGCCUCCUCCGGUGAGCGCCGUGUUAUCAUGAGCGCUCCCCUCAGCAAGGAGCUGCGUGAGAAGUACAAUGUCCGCAGCAUCCCCGUCCGAAAGGAUGACGAAGUCACCAUCGUCCGAGGCACCAACAAGGGCCGCGAGGGCAAGGUCACCUCUGUCUACCGUCUCAAGUACCAAAUCCACAUCGAGCGUGUCACCCGCGAGAAGGCCUCCGGCCAGAGCGUCCCCCUCGGCAUCCACCCCAGCAAGGUCGUCAUCACCAAGCUAAAGCUCGACAAGGACCGUGAGAACAUCCUAGAGCGCAUCAAGGUUGGCCGCGAGCUUCGAUCUAAGGGCAAGGCUGCUGCCAAAUAAACGAUGUCAUUCUCACAUACCUAACAAUCCAUCCACCACCUUUUCUACUUCGGUCUAUCAGCCUGGCGAAAGGGGAAGGAAGGAAAAUACCCAUUGGUAGCUUAACGAGCAACAGCAACAGUAGGAUCACAAAUUCCUUCUGCGAAACGUUGAUGAUU